Closterium sp. NIES-65 is the source of this 1643-nucleotide messenger RNA. NCBI's taxonomy places the organism in Eukaryota, Viridiplantae, Streptophyta, Zygnematophyceae, Desmidiales, Closteriaceae. The record is from the annotation of a GenBank genome assembly.
AUGGCAGGUGGGCUCGAGUUGGUCAUGGCAGGCGGGCUCGAGCUGGUCAUGGCAGGCGGGCUCGAGCUGGUCAUGGCAGGCGGGCUCGAGUUGGUCAUGGCAGGCGGGCUCGAGUUGGUCAUGGCAGGCGGGCUCGAGCUGGUCAUGGCAGGCGGGCUCGAGUUGGUCAUGGCAGGCGGGCUCGAGUUGGUCAUGGCAGGCGGGCUCGAGUUGGUCAUGGCAGGCGGGCUCGAGCUGGUCAUGGCAGGCGGGCUCGAGUUGGUCAUGGCAGGCGGGCUCGAGUUGGUCAUGACAGGCGGGCUCGAGUUGGUCAUGGUAGGCGGGCUCGAGUUGGUCAUGGCAGGCGGGCUCGAGUUGGUCAUGGCAGGCGGGCUCGAGUUGGUCAUGGCAGGCGGGCUCGAGUUGGUCAUGGCAGGCGGGCUCGAGUUGGUCAUGGCAGGCGGGCUCGAGUUGGUCAUGGCAGGCGGGCUCGAGUUGGUCAUGGCAGGCGGGCUCGAGUUCUACCCCCUGGCCGGCGAUCCCAAGGCAGACAUGGUGAAGAACAAGGGCUUCCUGCCAUCGAGCAGCGCAGAGGUAGUACAGCAGUGGCAGCAGCUCGAGUCCAUCAUCUUCUCCACCUGGCCCGCCUGCACCCACCCCGACCUCGCCAGCAACGGCACCCCCUUCCGUGCCGAUGCCAUCAUCGCCAACCCCCCCGUGUAUGGUACGUGUGUGCCCGCCAUCAUCGCCCAACCCUCCUGUUUACGGUCACACCAUAGUGGCGGAGGCCCUGCAAGUGCCCCUUCACAUGUUCUUCACAUGGCGUGGAGGUACGCUCUGCCGUGGAGGUACGCUCUGCCGUGGAGCAUGACGGCAGAGUACCCGCGUCCCCUGGCUGGCGAGAUGCCCGCCUACACAGGCUAUGAGAACCAGCUAUCGUACGUGGUGGUGGAGGGGCUCAUGUGGCUGGGCGUGCGGGACUUUAUCAACAGUUUCCGCAAGAAGCUCAAGCUGCCGCCCAUCCUGCUGCGCAACCACCCUAAGAUGCGCAUCCCCUUUGGCUACAUCCGGAGCCCCACGCUCGCCCCCAAACCCCAUGCAACUUGUCAUCCGCCCCUGCUCUCUGAACCCCAACCGCCAGACUGGGGCAACCCGAUAGACGUGGUGGGCUUCUGUUUUCUCAACCUGGCGGACCACUACUCGCCCCCAGCGUACAUCCAACAGUUUCUUGACUCCGGCCCGGCCCCCGUCUUCAUCGGCUUUGGUAGCUUGCCGGUGUCAGACCCCAAGGGGCUGACACAGAAGUUGGUGGAGGCAUUGCAGCGCAGGGGGCAGCGCGGGAUACUGCAGGAGGGCUGGGGGGAGCUGGGCAAGACUCACUCUUUGUAUCUCCUCUCCUUCACCCUUCUCUCGUUCUCCCCCACGCUAGUGGAAGCACCCAACCCCAACGUGCUGGUGAUCGGCAACUGCCCGCACGACUGGCUGUUCCCUCGCUGUCGGGCUGUGCUGCACCAUGGGGGGGCGGGCACCACUGCUGCUGGGCUAAACGCAGGGCCAUGCAGGGCUGUGCUGCACCAUGGGGGGGUGGGCACCACUGCUGCUGGGCUCAAGGCAGGGGUGAGUGGUGUAUGCAUGGUUGCAGUGGUGGGGCAAGGCAGGGGCGA